Molecule: messenger RNA, 3035 nt
Organism: Hemiscyllium ocellatum (epaulette shark)
Lineage: Eukaryota; Metazoa; Chordata; Chondrichthyes; Orectolobiformes; Hemiscylliidae
Gene: tm2d3
Product: TM2 domain containing 3
Exons: 6
Coding region: 31-783 (250 amino acids)
Source: RefSeq, a predicted model, not a curated record
UGUGCUCCGAUUAGUCGAUGGUUGGGUGCAAUGGCGGUGUGGAAGGUUCUCGAUUGGGCCCUGGUUUUGUGGCAGUUGUUCGGGCUCUUGAAGGCUGAUUCUCGAGGUACACAGGAACCUGACGGGAUGCUGUCACCAAAAGAUGCUGCAUUUCCAUCUACUAGCCUGGCUGCCACCCUGGGCACUACCCCUGCUUAUCGUGCAGACUCAGUAACCACGGAACUGUCCUACCUGUCAAACUGUCCCAGUGCUGGACUUUGUGGGAAAUUGCCUCCAGUUUGCAUGAAUUGUUCACUGAAUUGGAACUGCAUCUAUGGAAAAGAAACGUUAUUCAACUGUACAGUCAAGCCAGGUGUACAGUGUGUUGAUGAAAAUAAGAUGAAACAGAAAACAUUUCAAAUUGCAAUGAUCUGUCAAUUCUGUUGGCAACUGCCACCUACUGAAUACCGGUGCAAAAACACGACCAAAUGCAAGACGGUGCAGUGCCCACGCAAACAUUUUAUUUUCAACUGCACAGCUUUGGAGCACGUGCAUUGUCUUGGAAAUCGUACAUUUCAAAAGAAGAUGUAUUGCAAUUGGACAGGAGGUUACAAGUGGUCAACUGCAUUAGCUCUGAGCAUCACAUUGGGAGGGUUUGGAGCUGACCGCUUCUAUUUGGGCCAAUGGAAAGAAGGUCUUGGCAAACUCUUCAGCUUCGGAGGGCUUGGAAUAUGGACCUUGAUAGAUGUUCUGCUGAUUGGGAUUGGGUAUGUUGGACCUGCAGAUGGCUCUCUCUACAUCUGAACUAUCCAAGAAGCUUCAUUCUAUGAUGGCCCUGAAUUAAUAAGUGACGGCACCAUGUUGAAUUAUGGAACACUAGUUGCUGAUAAGUCGGAAAAUCUGCUGCUGUUGUGUACAAUAUUUGUACAGAAUCAUUGUUGCCUGCCUUUGCCAAGGCGAGGAUUUGCAGACAAUUCAGCAAGAAUGCAAUCUGUUGCUUUUGGGUUUUGCAGGAUAACAGUGACUAUGAUGAUCAUUGAAAUGAUUAAUGAAGGAAUCCUUUAGAACCUGCGGUGGUUUGUUGCUUUUUCCUGAUCAUUUCCUUCUGUGGAGGGCUGUAGACAAUUUAAUAUGGCAUGGAUUCAAUAUUUUCCUUAAAAAGCUAUUAAAAGUAACAAACCUGUCAAAGUGGAAUUUGACAAAAUAUGGAAUACUGUGGAUAUAAACAGCAAAAACAUUUAGCACUGUAGUAUUCUUUGAGUGGAAUGUUAAUAUAGAUGGUUUUAAUUAUGCUAGAUUGCAAAUCAUUUGGGCACAUAAGGAACAUUGUUGGGUGUUCCAGGAUUGCUGUGACAUGACAGCAGCUCCUGCUGUGCCUUGGGGAAUCAGGUUGACUAUUCGCUUCCAGUGUGAUUCAUUGUACAUGCUAGGCAACCUCUGAUAUACACUGUAAUUGCAUGUGACAGGUUCAACUCAGCCUCCCUUAGUUAUCAUACUGGAUUCUCUGUCAGCAGUACAUUUGAUUUUUUGCUAAAUGCCUUACGUGGACAUCCUUUUGAAAGCCUUCCCACCACUAGACUAAAUAUUUCUGAACGUUUGUGAAUGUUAAACAGAUGCACUUAAGCAGCUGAAUAGAAGAUUUUUCUUCAGAAUCAUAAUGAAAUCUCAUGUUCAUUUAGAGUCACAGAUGUACAGAAUGGAAACAGUCCACACCAACCAGAUAUUUCCAACUCAAUCUAGUCCUGCCUACCAGCACCCAGCCCAUAUUUCUAAGCAACCAAAAAGUGUGUACAGCUUGCCAAUUAAAUGGCGCACAAGCCCUACAUACCUCCAUGCUCCAGAGGAACCUUGAUUAUCCAAGCAAGAUGGAUGGGUACCUUCAUAUGGAUAAUUGAUUAUUCAGAUAACCAAUUUGACCUUAAACAAAGGAGUUGUUAAAUUUAUACUUUUGAUGAAUCUGCUAUUUAAACAAACUAAUCUUGGCAUUCUGCAAACUGCAAGUUAAACUGAAAACUAAACCCUUACCCCCUCAAAAACAUAUGAAAUCCCAGCAUUAAGCAAGAUCCCAAACAGCUUCUGCAAUCACAUGAGCAUGUCAGUUUCUGAACACAUGAUAGAAAGACAAAAGCCAUUUAUAUAUUUUUUUUAAAAGGGUGUGAAAUUUCUACAGGCUGACAAUCUGAGAACUUAAGAACAGAGAAAGUUGAUAUGCAACUCACUUGUGCUCCCUUCUCAGAAGGGCCUUGUGCAUGCAUUUACAUUAUCAUCUUUUUUCAGUAAAGUGAUGGGAAUACCCUGUAAAGCACUUACUUUUGCAAGGGGCUGUGUGACUAACCUUUCUCAAAAAAAAAAAUUCUUGUCACUGAUCUUGGUGCUUGUGUUUUUGCCAGCACCAGCACUUUCACAUGUUCUUCAAGUACAGGUCAUCAGAAUAUUCAAUACACUUUGUAAUGUUUUUGCAAGACCUUAACAUGGUCUUUAUCUAAGUCAGAUAAUUGAUACUCAGAUAAGAGGUUCCUGUAUUACAGCUUGCUUAUCACUAUCAUUUGAAGAGCAUUAUUAAACACUUUUGAAUAUGCAAUUCUGAUAACCUUUGAGGCAGUAUGGUGGUUAGUAAUUUGUAGGCAAUGCAGUUAGUGCUAAUUCAGAAGAAAGGUGUAUUAAUCAGGGCAUGUGUACACCCAUGUGGUCAGUUGUGCCUUUGACAGUUUUCCCAAUUGGAUCACUGCUCAGUUUCUCUAAGAUCUUAAUUCCAUUAAGUUGUCAUUUUUCAAUAAAUGAAUUGUGGCUGUCAACCCUUGUUCCUACUUGACAAGCAAGAAAAGAUACUUCACUUGGAUUUAGCCCAAUUUUCACAACUCUUAUCUUCCUUGUUCUAGUUUUAAUUCCUAAUUUACCACAUCUACAUAUAAAUGUAGAUUUUAUUUCAGGUACAAGCUCUAGUUUCUGCUAUAUGUUUACAAGUACAAGUAAAUAGUGGCUGCUGCUAUCAAACUCAGGUAGAGCCACUUGGCUUAAAGUAGUGAGAAACAGUGGCAUGCUGGUAGGGGAUGGAG